Pisolithus orientalis is the source of this 225-nucleotide messenger RNA. RefSeq lists its product as uncharacterized. Bases 1 to 225 code for a protein of 74 amino acids. The record is from RefSeq and is a predicted model, not a curated record. Lineage: Eukaryota; Fungi; Basidiomycota; Agaricomycetes; Boletales; Pisolithaceae. The transcript has a single exon.
AUGAAGAUUGUGUAUUGGAUAUCCCCACAUGCUUGGCCUUCAGUUCCUUUACAACCCCAUGGCACUGUAGUUGCAUUUUCAUGCAGGCUUCUUCAACAUGGGGUUAGUUCUGUGGGUGGGAACCAAUGUUGCUUUGCCUACUACAUGAGGGACAACAUACACAAUUGGAUAGGGAUACCCAUGUGGGGAUUGGAUGAGAGUUCAGAAUGUCCAGGACUUGGUUGA